Messenger RNA from Fulmarus glacialis (Northern fulmar), 430 nucleotides. RefSeq names its product engulfment and cell motility protein 1-like. The annotation marks the transcript as partial. Lineage: Eukaryota; Metazoa; Chordata; Aves; Procellariiformes; Procellariidae. The record is from RefSeq and is a predicted model, not a curated record. The transcript has 5 exons.
GUGGUCUCUUGCAAAUCAUGAUCAGUUUGCACUGCAGCAUGCUGAUAUUUCUAAUUUCUACAUCACAGAGAAGAAUCGUAAUGAAAUAAAAAAUGGAGCAAUCCUUCGAUUAACAACAUCUCCAGCUCAAAAUGCACAGCAGCUCCAUGAGAGGAUCCAGUCUUCUAGUAUGGAUGCGAAGUUAGAAGCACUGAAAGACUUAGCCAACUACUCACGGGAUGUUACAUUUGCCCAAGAAUUUAUAAACCUAGAUGGCAUUUCCCUCCUAACACAAAUGGUUGAAAGCGGCACAGAACGAUAUCAGAAAUUGCAGAAGAUAAUGAAGCCCUGCUUUGGAGAUAUGUUGUCCUUUACACUGACUGCAUUUGUUGAGCUGAUGGAUCAUGGGAUUGUAUCGUGGGAUACAUUCUCUGUGGCAUUCAUUAAAAAG